CUAAGACGCCGUCCCCAAGUCUACCAGUGACAACGGCGAUAUCUGGGCCCCCUUCCCAGGCAAUUGGUGGGUACGACCAUUAUUCCGCGAUGAAUCCGGCGCCUCCAGACAUGUACUAUCAACCGUCUCACAUGUCCGCUGGUCCAGCACCGCAACCCCAGACUGUAACAUCUAAUGCCUUGCCUCAAUACGGCCAUCAACAGCCGACACUAUUACAACCGGGACCGGCACAGUACUCUGCUCCUCCGUAUCAGUAUGGCUAUGCGAAUGGGUUGACAUCUCCUCAGUCCGCGCCCCCAGUCUCUGGCUCUAUGGGUGCUCAGAAUGUUCUGCCCCUUCCAGGAGUGGCGACUCAAGGGGGCAUGCAGAACCAAUACCAAGGUUUUGACACGACAGGCCAAGUUGCGCCGCCGGGGAUGAAACCCCGAGUCACUGCUACUCUUUGGGAAGAUGAAGGUAGCUUGUGCUUCCAAGUAGAGGCACGGGGGAUUUGUGUUGCGCGUCGAGAAGAUAACCACAUGAUAAACGGAACGAAGCUCCUUAAUGUUGCCGGCAUGACACGUGGUAGGAGAGAUGGAAUCUUGAAAAGCGAAAAAGUGCGCCAUGUGGUAAAGAUUGGGCCAAUGCACCUCAAGGGUGUUUGGAUUCCGUUCGAAAGAGCUCUGGAUUUUGCUAAUAAAGAAAAAAUCACCGAGUUAUUAUAUCCUCUCUUCGUUCACAACAUUGGGGCUUUAUUAUAUCACCCCACAAAUCAAAACCGGACCAACCAGGUGAUGGCUGCGGCCGAACGCCGAAAACAAGAGCAAAACCAGAUGCGCAAUGGGCCUGGUCCUACACCUCCUGGUGUCUUGCCGUCGAUACAGCAGCACCAUCAUCAUAUCGGACUUCCUGGUCCUCAAAGUUCGCUCCCGUCGCAUAACAAUACAGGUCGGCCUUCGCUUGACAGGGCUCACACGUUCCCAACGCCGCCUACGAGCGCGUCAAGCGUAAUGGGAAGCAUGGGUGCAUCUGAAAGUUUCCAGUGGGGCCAACAAGGGAUGAGUGGUGGACAAGGUACUAAUCCCAUGUCUAUUGACACAGGCCUUAGUAAUGCAGCACGUUCAAUGCCAGCAACGCCAGCAACUACACCGCCUGGCACUACCUUGCAAAGCAUGCAGCCCUAUUCUCAAGCCGGUCAGCCGUACGACAGCUCUCGCGCUGUGUAUAAUGGCCAAGCUCCUCAGCAAUCACCUUAUCCCCCAUCGAAUAGCAGUCCACAAGACAGAAAUAUUUAUGGCCAAACAAGUUCUUACCUUAAAAGUGAGAUGGGACCUCCAUCUGGACGGCCAACAGGUACGGGACCGAGUGAGCCUCCGGAUGUAAAACCAUCAAAUGGGAUGAUGCAACAUAGCGAUGGCGUGUCUCACCCCUCUGGUGAGGACGAAGCAGAACAUGAGGCCGAAUAUACGCACGAUAGCGGAGCCUACGACGCCAAUAGAACGUCGUAUAGCUAUAAUGCACCACCCGUCACAGCGUUGCCGGGUGAUCAUCAACAUAUGCCUCAGGAAAUGACGGGCUCACCAAAUCAUCCAGCUGGGUCGGGCCGUGCAACGCCUAGGACCGCUGCACCACCACAACCCUAUUAUACCCAACAAACAGGAUAUAGUACGCCACCGCGUGCGCCCCCUUCCAGUAACCUUUAUAAUGUAAUGAGUGGUGACCGGGCGCCCACCAAUGGUGCGCCGGCGCCAGAUGUUUAUAGCUCUCAGGGUGAUAUGGGCGCUCCGAUGCAGAAUGGGUACGCCGCCCAGCCAGUCAUGAACGGCGGACCCGGUGCCUUGAAGCGAGGCCGCGACGACGAGGAUGAUCUACCCCGACCGUCCAGCGGUGGAAUGGACUUGAAGCGUCGGAAAACGGUGAUUGAUGGUCCCAUGCCUACGCCCGGAUACGACACCAUGAACCGUCCGGCUUCAGCAGUGUCUCGCCGGCGAUAACGUCGACCCGAUUAUUCGGUAGGCUAUUGAUGAGUUCUUCUACGCAUUAAUUUCGGUGUUUGGGCACUUGUGCGAGACAUGAUUCUAUCAGGAUGAAUCACCUUCGCGCCAUAGAGUUCGACGCCGACUACGAGAUACACAUACACACACUCCUUUACUUAUUAUUCCCUUCAAAAUCAUUUGUAUUCG
This is a messenger RNA of Annulohypoxylon maeteangense, 2162 nucleotides long. RefSeq names its product apses-domain-containing protein. Gene Ontology annotation, biological process: positive regulation of transcription by RNA polymerase II. The record is from RefSeq and is a predicted model, not a curated record. NCBI's taxonomy places the organism in Eukaryota, Fungi, Ascomycota, Sordariomycetes, Xylariales, Hypoxylaceae. Gene Ontology annotation, molecular function: DNA-binding transcription factor activity; sequence-specific DNA binding. Bases 90 to 1973 code for a protein of 627 amino acids. Gene Ontology annotation, cellular component: nucleus. The transcript has 3 exons.